This is a messenger RNA of Penicillium longicatenatum, 5547 nucleotides long. Its product is annotated as putative SNF2 family helicase/ATPase. Bases 1 to 5547 code for a protein of 1848 amino acids. Lineage: Eukaryota; Fungi; Ascomycota; Eurotiomycetes; Eurotiales; Aspergillaceae. Gene Ontology annotation, cellular component: nucleus. The transcript has a single exon. The record is from RefSeq and is a predicted model, not a curated record. Gene Ontology annotation, molecular function: protein binding; ATP-dependent chromatin remodeler activity; ATP hydrolysis activity.
AUGGAGUCGGAGAUUUCUGACCCAGUUGACUGGUCUGUCGAUGAGGUAGUAAACUUCCUCUGUAGCCCUGGGCCUGCGCCAUGGGCGCAAUCAUCAAAAGCCCCACGGCCUGACCCGGUUGUACUUGGAACAGCUCUUCGUGACAAUGACAUCUGUGGAGAAGUGCUAAUGCAUGUCGACAACGAUGGCUUGAAGGAUAUGGGCGUAAAAGCCUACGGCCAUCGCAUCAUGUUGAUGAAAGCAAUUCAAUGGCUACAGCAAAAGUCUCUCAAGUACAACUUAUCACGGAAGGACGUUCCCAUUGAGGUAGCUCUUUCUAGAACGUCUUCUCCAUACCCACAUGAGGGUACCCCCAUAUCUGCUGUUUUGAAUCCCAAUUCUGCAGACCUUAUCUCCUCCCCAAUUGGCAAUUUUGCUGUUCAAACAACCCUCAAGCUCAAACGCAGGAUUGCCCCGACGUUGCUACAGGGGGAAGCUUCUCCAAUGUUGGCACCGCGGACGCUGCUAGAUGGCUUCUUGUCUCCAUCACAUGCAAACUCUCUACCUCAGGAGGUUUGCUUAACCAUUGCAAAUACACCGUCUGACCAGACUGCCUUGUACGGCAACAAAAACGACUCAUCAGAGAACAAUGUCAAGAUUCCGCCGCGGACUGAAAAUGAAGAGAAGUUUCUAUCCUACUUGUUGGUGAAAUACGGGCCACAGGAUGACGAUGCCGGUCUUCCUAAAUAUGGAGAAUCAGGAUCAGAAGGGGAGUAUGACAGGGAAACUUGGCAAGAAAUAGUGGAUGAUAAUCCAGAUCUCGAAGAUGAGCAUCCGGACCUCGAAGAAUCCCGGCUUUCCGGCCUUUCCCAAGAAGAGUGCGACAAGAUUUUGGCUGAAUACAUUACGGAGCAAGAAGAAUCGUGGCGUCAAAAAGCCCUUCCAAGGAAUUUGCCAAGAGCAGAAGGGCUGUGGCUUUCUUUUCGAGAAAAUUCUACGCUCCAAGAGGAGAAACUCCGCCGCUCAAACCGCAUUGAGCACCUUCAGGACCGCCUGAGAAAGUUCCAACAGGCGAUUAUGAAUGUUGCCUACAAAUCGGCCUCGGCUUUUCGAAGGGCAUGUGGCGCUAUGGAUAUGACAAUCUUUGAUCGGUGUACUGAGAAAUGGACACUGGGUAUUCUCGAACUAGAUACUUGCCCGGAACCAGCUCUACGUCCAGCAAAGGUCCCCCGACCUUGCAAGAAGCGGGACAUAGAGUCGGUAUCCGCAGAAGAAGAAGAAGAUGACACACUGACAUCUGAUGCGGAAUCCUUCUACGAAGGUCUCGUCGAAGAAGACGAAGGAGAUAUUGAGCCAUCUGCCAAUGAAAAUCAACCGGAACUCGGUAGCCCAAUGUCUGUCUCAUUGGGAGACGAAGACACUGAGGUCCCGUCAAGAACACAUCGUUCGGAAGUAGCUCACCGGAUGCCUUUCACUUUGGAAUCUUCUCCCACUUCUAGCUUCAGUCUGUCGCCCGAACCUCCCACUAAGCGACGACGUGUUAGCGAUCCAGGCCGAAGGGGGCAUGUCAAUGCUAAGCUGAAUUUUCGAGGUCCUUUCCUUCAAGAUGACGACGGAGACAUGGAGUUGACUGAUAUCACCAAUGUGGCCGACGAAUCCAGGACAGCUCCGUUACAGCAGGAUAAUGCUGCGGAAGACAUAAUCAAAACUCCUCCUCUCAACCCAACUGUAUUACCCGUUGACAUUGAUGGCACGAACUCUUCUCUCAAACUGACUCCAUUGCGAAAAGAGCAUGCUACUAAAGACAUGAUAAAAACUCUCCCCAGCCCCACGCAGCCCAUCAAGCUCAAAAUUUCGCAGCCCCGAGAUCGCACUAUCGAAAUUGAACAGCCCUUACCAAGUUCCAAUGAUGGCACCGCCCCGGUUCUUCUCGACAGGGCACGCGAACCUACCCAGCCACAACCCAUCUUGACUGCGUUGCAAGAGGACAUGGCAGUUGAUACAGACGAGGCCGAUGUUCUCCGGAUGGUUGAGGGGAUGACCAUGGCAUCCAUUGAGGCCAAAAAGGAUCGUAUUCAGUUAUUGGCAAAGAUUGUCAUGCAAUUGCCCUCAAGCGAAUAUAGAGGCUUUCCGGAUUACCUAGACAGGUGGUUUCCUCCAAUUUACCGGGAGAAAAUCCAGGAAGUGAUCAGAGCCAUGAUGAACAACCAGCGAAAGCUCGAUGGAGUUGAUCCCGCUGAGAGCAAGCUUUCGAUGCGCCUGGGCGCUUUGUUUGUGUCCUGGUAUCACUGUGCCAGCGUGAGUUCAGCUGGGCUUCAGCCGAAGCGACUCCAAGAGGCGCUCGAUGCGAUCGAGGACGAUUAUGAUGAGGAAGCCUCGUUGACAACAGUCUUUAUCAACAAACUUCAAUCGCUCAUCAACACUUACAAUGCUUUGCAUCCCGAGUCUUCACGACGACGGUCAUUAGAUGAGGGCUCAAGAAAGGAAGAUGUUUUGAGCCCACCUUCGCAGCUUUCGAAACCGAACCUGAAAAGAAAAAAGCAGUAUGUCCCGAAAGUACCCAAUGCCGUGCAGAAAAAUGCUCAGGAACGAAAAGCAGUGCAGGAUCGAGCCAGAGAGGAAUUCAGGAAAGAGAGAGAACACAAGGGCCUGAGUAACAGUGACCGAGCAGGACAAGCGGUCACCUUCAAAGACCCUAUCAUUUACCUGAAUCCGGCCCUAGGCGAAUUCGUCAAACCACAUCAACUGAUAGGAAUUCAGUUCAUGUGGCGAGAACUGUGUGACUCUGAGAAUUCGCAAGGAUGCUUGCUUGCCCAUGUUAUGGGGCUAGGCAAGACCUUUCAGGUGAUAUCCCUUUUAGUUACGAUUGCCGAGGCCGCUGCAUCAAAAAACCCGAAGAUCAAAGCGCAAGUCCCUGAGAGAUUUCACCAAUCCCGAACUCUCGUUAUUUGUCCAUCAUUCCUGGUUCCCAACUGGAUAAAGGAGUUCCAUUGCUGGGUUCCAUCCAGCCACUACCUUGGAAAUAUUUUCCAAAUUAUGGCCACUCCCAACAUAGACCCUGCGGAAAGAACGGCCACCAUUCAAACCUGGGGUGAAGAAGGAGGCGUUAUUAUUAUGAGCUACGAGAUGUUUCGCAAGUUCAUCAACAACGAUGGAAACCGCUUCAAUGGUCAGGAGCAUAAAAUGAUUCUAGAUGCUCUCUUAAACAAACCCAAUAUCGUGAUUGCUGAUGAAGCACACAAACUCAAGGGAGAAAAAACGUCCAUCAGCCAAGUGACUUCUCGUUUCCGAACCAAGAGUCGAAUCGCUAUGACAGGAUCGCCUCUUGCAAACAAUCUGUUCGAAUAUUACCAAAUGAUUGAAUGGGUUGCCCCGGGUUAUUUGGAGACAGUGCAGUCUUUCAAGGAAAAGUUCAUGGAACCUAUUCAGGAGGGUCUGUACAUUGACAGCAAUCGGCAUCAGCGGAGGGCAAGCCUUGUUGCAUUGAAGGUUCUCAAUGGGAUUUUAGAACCCAAAAUCCAGCGCGCAGGCCAUUCAGUAAUUGCAUUCGAUUUACCGCCCAAAACAGAACUUGUCGUUCGAAUCACCCUAUCGGAGAUCCAGCGGAUGGCAUACAAUAUCUUCGUUGAGGAAUUACAAGCCUCACACAAUCAUUCUAGGCUCUGGCAGUGGCUGGCGAUCGGACAACUCUGUUGCAACCAUCCGAAACCGUUUUUAGAGAAACUUGAAAACCGAACGGCAACAUCAGGUCAAGGAGUCGAAGCGUCUGUCUUGGAUGGGGAUGCGGAUCUCCCUCCCAACUUGCUCCCAAGAAUCAAGGCACUUUUGGCUCCGGUCCCUGACAUAUUGGACUCCAAUUUGUCCCACCGAUCUUUGCUGCUCGACAGGAUUCUGGACGAGUCAAAGAGAAUUGGCGAUAAAGUCUUGGUUUUUUCCCAGAGUAUUCCAACAUUGAAUUAUCUGGACCGAUUAUUCAGCCAAGGGAAUCGAAAUUACAGCCGCAUUGAUGGAAGUACUGAUGCCGGAAAACGUCAAGGUAUUGUGAACCAGUUCAAUGAGGACCCAACAUUGGAGAUCUUGCUCAUCUCAACUCGGGCUGGUGGACUUGGCUUGAACAUCCAUGGAGCGAACCGUGUUGUCAUCUUCGACUUUUUGUUCAAUCCUUCUUGGGAAGACCAAGCUAUCGGGCGAGCGUACCGUCUCGGUCAGACAAAACCCGUCUUUGUCUAUCGAUUUGUUGCGGCAGGAACUUUCGAAGAAAUCAUCUUCAAUCUGACUCUCUUCAAGUCUCAACUCACAGUCCGCGUAGUGGAUCAGAAAAACGUCCUCCGCGAGGGCCACAAGAAUUCCACGAAAUACUUGUUUCCUGUCAAGGCGGGAAAGAAGAAGUCAAUUGAUCACAUUCGAGGAAAAGAUCCUGAAGUCCUAGACAAGAUUAUCGCCAACGGCGAUCUCGCUGAUAGUAUUCUCGAAAUCACUCUUUCCAAAGCCCAAGACGAUGAGAAUGAUCAAUUGUCGACCGAAGAAAAUCUCCGCGUCAAAGAUGAGUUGGGCUUAGAGCAGCUCAAGCGCAGUGACCCAGUGGCAUUUAGGGCGGAAAUGAAGAAGCGUCAGCUGGCUGAGCAUGCCAAGGCUGAAGCAGCUCGUCUUGAGCAGGCUAAGGCUGAAGCAGCUCGUCUUGAGCAGGCUAAGGCUGAAGCAGCUCGGGCUGAGAUGCAAGCCCAUUUCAAAGAGCAACAGAGGGAGCAGCAGCAGCAGCAGAAAGAGCAGCAAGAGAACAAGCAACAGCAUUCCUCGCCGCAAAACCCUCAGCAGCAAUCACGUCAGCAGCCAAUUCCCCAGCAGCAACCGGCAAAUCCCUCGCUAUUUCGACAAGUAGGCACACCGCAAGCCGCUGCACCAUCUGCGUUUGGCCAACCACCAGGCACAAAGAGUUUUGGUCAACCCACCCUAAACCAAUCAUCCGGCCAAACUCAGCAGGCCAAUCCAAAUCCUUCUUGCCAGCCGUUGACACCUUCUGAAAUGCAGCGGCGACUCCAUCAACAUAGAUCGGGACCUAUGCCCCAUCAAGGAUUUGCGCAGCUACCCCCAAGACCCCCAGCGCCGAAUCCUGGUCCGCCGAAUCCUUGGGUGCCUCCGAAUAAUUGGCUUCCUUCGCUGAUGGCACAGGGGCCUGGACAAGGGGCGAAUUUGCCACCAACCCUUCAUGCUCCGACACGCCCAUCUUCAACUCCAGCCAUGGAAAACGUGCCAGUAAACCCGUGGCGGGCGUCCCCGCAGGAACGAAUUUCUAGAAACCAAUCUCAACCUGCCACUUCAACUUUCGCCCCAAAGCAUCUGCAGAGCGGUGUGAUGAACGCUCGUAACUCUGCCAUGAAACAUGCUUUCUCUUGUGAUAAAGAUAGGAACUGGGUUUCAACUCGACAAUUCCCUAUUCCCCCGGCUUCCACACAGCCACAGACUACAUCGGCUCAGGGGAACUCGGGACCUUCGGCCUCCCCGUCAUUUGAUCUCUCUGUACCAGAAGGUGAUCACCGGCCUCCCACCCAGACCGGGCCCAGACAGUAA